Messenger RNA from Histoplasma mississippiense, 1593 nucleotides. RefSeq lists its product with no specific name. The transcript is spliced from 5 exons. Gene Ontology annotation, molecular function: zinc ion binding; DNA-binding transcription factor activity, RNA polymerase II-specific. NCBI's taxonomy places the organism in Eukaryota, Fungi, Ascomycota, Eurotiomycetes, Onygenales, Ajellomycetaceae. Gene Ontology annotation, biological process: regulation of DNA-templated transcription. The record is from RefSeq and is a predicted model, not a curated record. The coding region runs from base 1 to 1593 and encodes 530 amino acids.
AUGGGCGGGAAUGAUGUCGAUUGCGGAGUUGAUCUGGGGGAAAGGAGCAUGCUCUCUUUGGGGUCGACAACUUCCAAGACCCCGCCGCAGCAAAUUCCCACCGGCAGCAAAAAAUUUUCAGCGGGUCCAUGUUAUACCUGUCGUCGCCGACGGGUGACAUGCGAUCGGCUGCUUCCAACUUGCCAAAAGUGCGAUAAAGCGCAGAAGGCAUGUUUGGGGUAUACAAAACCGAUUACUUGGGUGCGGGGAAUUGCCAGCCGGGGAAAGAUGAUGGGCUUGACAUUCGGCAACGUCACAGCGAAGAAGCCCUCUCCAGGUUACCCAGUGCAUGGCGUUGUUCCGCCUGCGGGAAACGAACCUGCAGAUUCUGUCUCCUCUGGCGGCUUGGGUUCAGUCCAAGCGUCUCUGGGCUUACCCUGCAACAUCGGGUGCUUUAGCUCGUGGUCGUCACCGUUAGACGUCUCCAAUGUCGUGGAAGAAUGGCCACGAUCAGGGGUGGCAUUCCCUGAAUGGAACUCAAGCGGUCGAUGCAAUGAAAGCGAAAGAGAAUUCAACCCGUCCAUCCCUCUGACAUUGAUAGAUCCGCUAUUCCAAGGCUUGGACAAAAUAUCAAGACACUACCUCGCCUAUUACCAAUCGCAGCCCGUCGAGCGCUCCUGCAAAUUCAAAGAAUCGCUGUUAGAGGAUGGCGAACAAUUCGUGCGCUCGCCUAAUCCAAAUGUACGAGUUGCUUAUCAGCAUCUGUUAGUUCUAAAGCAUCGAGCGCUUUGUCAACUGGAGCAAACCUUGUCAAAUCCCAAGACGCGAGGAGAAGAUGCAUCAAUUGCUUCCGCGCUUCUCCUAAUGGUUCUUGACAUGGUAGAGUCAGGGCGCGGGACUUGGAAAGUCCAUGUCGAAGGUGCUAAGAAGCUGCUCCAGAGUCAUAUUUUCCCGCUGCUAGCGAAGGCCUCGGAUGGGGCGUCACCAUUGCCUCGUGCAAUCUACGACGGCUUUAAUAUGUUCCUAGCAGGAAGCUGUCUGACGGGACCUCAUUGGCGCACUCCUGUUCUUGAAUCAUAUGAUUCCACGGACAGUAACAUUCCAUUUUCAAACUCGGAUGCGCUCUACCACCUUGCUUCGGCAUAUAAAAUUAGCAUCACCAUUUAUGCUAUCCGGAUCCUCUUGCACCCGUCACCUGACGAAUGCACCUUCUUUGCGGAGCAAGUCACCACAGUACUAAACCACCUCUCCCUCAUCCCUCCGACAUGGGGGGGGGGGGGGGGUUGGAUAACAACCGACAUGCGCAUACGAACCGCACGAAUAAUGAGAGUGAUGCUCGUACAGUUACGAGCAGUCAAACUGACCGGCCGCCUCGACAACAUCAAGCAGCACAAGCACCUCACCCUUAUCCACACCCAACUGCCACACCACUCCCUGCGAAUGGGUAAAAGCUGGACUCGAAUUCUCUGCUGGAACUGUAGAUGCCUCAUCCGUGAGGAUAAGGGGAUGGUGUGGGGUGGAAGUAGCACAGGUAAUCGUUCAGCAGAUGACGGGCCUGGUGGAGUAGGACCCGACGGUCUGGUUGUGGAGUUUGCGGAGUUGGAGAUCCUUUGA